CGCCUGGAAAAGCAGGUUAGCUGACUGAUUCAAGUGAAGGGGCCUGUAAAUACUUCCUGCGCUAUCAUACAAACUUAGAAGCAUAGCCCACUGCUCGCCGCCUGCAAGCGUAUUGACAGCAGAUGCCCUCAUAAUCGCAGGGUUGCUUGGUGCUGUGCCUGUGCCUGUGUGCGGAUGACUCAGCAGGAGCAGCAUGAGUUUGGGGAGAGCCUGGAGGGGGCGGAGGCCUGGAUGAGGGCGGUGCAGGAGCGCCUGCGGGUCAACGACAACACCCAGGGGCCCCGCGCUGCCCUGGAGGCCAGGCUCCACGAGACCGAGCGGAUCCGUGAGUCGGAACAUGAGGGUCGACUGAAGAUGGACCGGGCCUUGGUGGCCGCUGAGGUUCUGUUGCAGAAUGGAGACGAGCAGACGAAACACCAGACCCACGCCAAACUCCGGGACCUCAAAGCACUCUGGGAAGAGACCACAACCUACAUCCUCCACUGCCACAGCCGCAUAGAGUGGGUGUGGCUCCACUGGAACGAGUACCUGAAGGCCCACGAGGAGUUCCAGACGUGGCUGGACAAGCUGCAGCGCUCCCUGGAGGUGGCUCCGGAACUGCAGCCGGGGGUGCGCGAGAAGCUGUGGCAGGUGGACCACGCGCAGCUGACGCAGUGCGACGUCGAGGCCCAGGCGCCGCUGCUGGAGAGGCUGCUGGACGAGGCGGCCGGCCUGCACAACCGCACCGAGGACCCCAGCGUGGACCCGGAGAGGCAGGAGGCCCUACAGGAGGCCUACAGCGACGUGCGGGACAAGGCUGAGGAGAGGCUGUUGUUGCUUCAGAAAAUAGCAGAGGAUCACCAGCUGCACCAAGACUAUGUAAAUAAGUUCCAAACAUGGCUGCUGUCCAAGGAAGAGGAGGUCAGAUGCUUCAACCAACAGGCAGACAGCACAGAGGACAAGAUGCAGCUGCUGCAGGAGCUCGAGACGAGCAUCGCCAAGGAGGAGCAGACUCUACGCCACAUCGAGGGCCUGGCGGAGGCCGUGAAGGCCGACACGUCGCCCCCGGGGGCGGAGGAGGUGGGGCGGGAGACGGGCGCGCUGCGCGUGGCCUGGGAGCGUCUCCGGCUGGCCCUGCGGGAGGCCAGCGGCGGGCUCCAGGAGUCGAUGGACGCGCGGGGCCAGUACGAGGCCCGCUGCCAGCAGCUGCGGACGGGCAUCGGGGAGCUACGGGCGCUGGUGCAGAGGCUCGCCAAGGAGCUGGAGGGCAAGGACGGAGAUCGGGAGCGAGAGCGGUCCGAGGAGCAGCUGGUGGCCCAGUGGAGGAGGUGCACGGGUGUGCGAAACACACUGCUAGAUGAGGAGCCACGCACUGAGCUGCUGAAGGAUCGUCUCAAGGAGCUGCUCCACUUCUCGCAGGACUGCAAGCCGCUGGCGGACGAGCUGCUGCUGGCCGUGAAGGAGUAUCAGAGUUUGAAAGGCCGGGCAUUCCGCCUGUCGUCUGAGAGUGAGACAGGGCUGAGGCAGGUUCUCCAGGAUCCCCUGCACGGUUUCAGCCAAUGGGGCCAGAUGGUGUCUCAGGUGCUGGAGGCGUCCUCCGAGGUGUCCGAGUUCUCCCACAUCGCCCUGCUCGUGCAAAACAUCGAGAAACUGUUGAAGCAGAGUGUGCAGCUGCAGGAGCGCCUGAGCCUGCUGCAGGUGAAGCGGGAGCUGCUGGGCCUCGUGUUCGGGCCCGAGGCGGCCGAGGGCCUGCUGGCCGAGCUCAGCGCCAACGUGCGCCGCCGCGAGCUGCUGCACAGCCAGCUGCUGCAGCGCAAGAGCCGCCUCCAGGGAUUAAUAUCACGAACCAAGGACUUUGGGGAAGCUUAUGAGUCCAUUCGGAAGAAGCUGGCCUUCAUUAACGACCAGUGCCUGGCUUCACACAAACUCCAGCCUGACAUUCUGGCCAAGAAGAGCCAAUGUGACCAGUUGAGGGUCCUCAAGAGGGACUUGGAGGAUUGUGAGGCUCACAUCACUGCGCUGGAGACGCUGGUGUCAUCCAGUCCCACCAACAGAGCCAAGUUUGAGUGCCUCUUCGCUGACUGGAAUAUAGUCUACAAAACCGUCCGGGUGAGGGUGAACGAGUGUGAGCAGAACAUCUCGGAGCACGAGGUCUUCCACGAGAGCCUGUUGAGCGUGGAGAAGUGGCUGAUGAUCAUGCGCCAGAAGCUGGAGUCGUUCCGCAGCUCCGGCGGCGAGUGGAGCGUGCAGAACCGGCAGCACGAGGCAGAGAGGGCACUGGGGGAGUUUCCGGAGAAGGAGCAGCAGCUUCGGCAGACGGAGUACCAGGGGCAGAACGUGUUGGCCAAGACCUCUGAGGAUGGCAAAGUUCACAUCAUCCGUGACCUGAAGCGCCUGCGGGAGUCCUGGAAGGCCCUGCAAUCCCUUAGCCUCCACCUCCACAGGCUUCUGAAUAACCAAGAGUCACAGGUCAAAGGUCAGCCUAGAGAGACGGCAGGAGGGGACAGAGGUCAAGGCUCAGGUGGUCAGCCGGGAGCCGAGGGCGCGGCCGAGAUCUCCAGAGGUCCUCGUCGGCGUCUGUGGGAGCACGAGGGCUCGGGAGACGCGCACGGAGACGGCCUGGAGAUGGACGAAGAGCUGGCCGCUCUCUCGGGCCUCGCGGCGCUGGACACGAGCGUCAGGAGAGGAGGAGGAGGAGCGGGCCAGCCGAACCUGUUGCCCAGCAACGGCAGGGGUCAGAGUGCGGACGAGGCGGACUCGUGCGAGCGCUCGGGAGGGGAGCUGGGGUCAAGCGCGGCGGGGAGACCUGCCCAGCGAGGGGGCGCGAUGGUCUGCGGAGACCCCAGGGCCAGCAGGCGGACGGGCCAGUGGGUGGAGGAGCACGCCUCCUCCUCAGGAGUGGACGUCGGGGCCCUGGAAGACGCCGACGGCGAUGGCGACGGCUACAGCCCGGCCCUCAGCCUGAGCGGACAACGCCGCCGCCGACGCAGCGGGGAGCAGAGCGGCCUGGACGUCUUGACCGCUCCGCUAGACGGCCCCAGGACCCGGGGCGCGAGGAGAGACGGCAGCGGCGCCAGCAGAGACACAUCCGGCCGAGACUCGGGCGCGUCAGCAACUCCCACUAAGGGGGGCCGGGGUCCUGCUGACUCGGGGGAGCGGCGGCACCAGUUUGACAUCUGGCUUCAGAGGGAGAGUGACAAGCUCUCGGGGAUCCUCACCAGCCACAGAGCCGUCAGCGCCAAAGAGCUCAAGAUCAGAGAGAAUACGCUUAAGGCCUUGCGGUCUCGUGUCCCCUGGGGCCAGGGUCAGUUCCAGCAGCUGCUGGACUCUCGGGCCGGGUCGGGGGCCGGGUCGGGGGCCGGCGGCGGGCCGGAGGUGGAGGAGGACGUGGAGCUGGAGGACCUGCGGUACCGCUGGAUGCUCCACAAGUCCAAGCUGAAGGACGUGGGCGAGCUGAGGGAGCGUCUCCGAGUGGCGGAUGCUGCCGUUCAGAAGGAGGAGCUGGUCCGAUCUGGAAAGGAGGAGAGCUGCUGCGGGUUCCUGUCGCGGGUGUGCCGCGUGGCGCUGCCCCUCCAGCUGCUCCUGCUGGCGCUGCUGCUGCUGGCCUUCCUGCUGCCCAUGAUGGACGAGGGCAGCAGCUGCUCACUCUCCAACAACUUCGCCCGCUCCUUCAACAUCAUGCUGCGCUACGACGGACCCCCGCCCACCUAAAGACCAGCGGGCCACGACCCCCCCCCUGACCGGCCCGCGUGGGCGACACAGGGGCGACUCUGACUCCGACAUGCAUCGCCACGCCACCGAAAUGCCACCCACCUCGACCGCCCGCUGCGGGAUUCGCUCAUCCCUCUCUACACACACACACACGGGGGGGGGAAACCAAAACGCUGGCGACACUGAAGCACUCGGCUAGGCAAAGAUCCCUGAAGUGGGCCUGUCUGCCGCGUCUGCGUCUCGACGGCUCCUCCGCACAGUGGAAUGUUUUCCUCUCUUCUAAUGGGCUACGCCUCAGCAAUCGGGAGACUUUUGAAACAAACACUUAUUUUCUGACCAAAAGGAUAAAUCAGUCAGGAGUCCAUAGAAAUGCAGAUCUGGGUCUCUUCUGGCGCCUCCUCAAUCUCCUUCUCCCUGCUGGGUGCUGGGCCUGUAUCUGUGUGUGUGUGUGUGUGUGUGUGUGUGUGUGUGUGUGUGACUCUGUGUGUGGGCGAGUUUGGCUCUCCCAGUCCGUUCCAUUUGACUCAAGCUGUUCUGCACUUCUGCACCCACUCGGCCAAGCCAAGUCUCUCCUUUGAUCCUGCAGAAGAACAGAGCGAGAGAGAGAGAGAGAGAGAGAGAGAGAGAGAGAGAGAGAGGGAGAGAGAGAGAGGGAGACCUCACUAGUGAUUCUGUGGAGGACUAAGUAGAUGUAUUAUUCAGCCGAAGACACGCAUUCCUUGACGGCGUCUGAUUCAGGAAGGAAUCCUGUCGGGAAUGAGCCCAGGUCUGAGCCGGACAUUGCAGAACUACGUCUGGCUUGGGUCAGAUCCACCGUCUUGGUCGCUCUUGAAUCGCUUAUUAUGAUAAUGCCAGACAUGAGCAUUCAAAUACAGGUGUUCCUGAAUAUUUGAGUGCUCAUGAACUGGCAUUGUUAUUCGUUACAGUAGUUUGUUUUGUUUCAAAAACAGACGAGCUACAGUCCCUGACAAUGUAACCACCUGUAGACCAAUUAAAAUGCAGAUUUUACUUUGUACUGUAAUGCCCCGUUAGUUUAACGUGCAAGCAUUUCCUUAACCCUAGUAAAUGGCUUCAAAAUCCAUAGACAGUGCUGUUUACUUAAUUAUAUUGUUUAGUUUAUUUGAUUCUGCGUUGCAUGAUGGAGAAAUAGUGUUUGAAUCUCCUCUGCGCAUCUUUUACUUCAUGUCUUUUAUUCCAUGUUGACUUGACUCAGAAUGAUCCUGUUUAGCUUAAGGGCUUGCUCACUGACGUCUUACAGGAGCUGGUUUCAGCUUGACAUCAUAGUCUUCGAUUUAGGCUGAACCUGUCAUUAGUCAUAUUUUACUUCACACCUGUUGUGUUGUGUCUGUGAAGGCAGGUCUUUCCUAUCUCCUGAGUCCGCAAAGCCUGUUUCACCACGCAACACACACACACACACACACACACACACACCAAACAAAGGUCUGACAAAGCGACAAAAUUCUCUUGACAUUUUCUGAAAAUAGUAAUUACGCAAUAAUCCCUGGUGUCCUUUGACAUUUUCUUGGCACCAACGUGCGUGCUAAAUGUCAACAUUUGUUCCUUUUGCGAGUUUUCUUUUCAGAAGAGUGUUUUGGAAGGCCCUAGAUUACAGAGUGGAAAUAGCCCAGUUUCAGAAGAAUGUCCUUUUUUGAGCAGUCUCUCCCCAACGACACCCUGACCUUUGACCUUUCCUCCUGACCUGCUCCCUCCAGCCGUGCUGCUGAGGAGGAGGGACUGUUGUGGACUCGGCUCGUUUCUACAGAAACCCGGACGGGACAAACGUCCACUUAGUGCUGUAACAGGGCAUGUUCUUAGGCUCUCUCGCCGUCGGAGAUAUGAGCUGAGCUCGCUACAAAUAGUUUUAACUCGGUUAAAGCGAAGACUAUAAUUGCUUUUAUUACCCGAGAGUGAUGCGUGCAUGUCCGACAAAGGCCUCCAUUUAGUUGGUCUGCAGAGCCACAUGUGCAAGAGUUCUCUGUCCGUCAACCAUUUGAUGCGUUGAGUGGCCAAUCUUCUGCAUGUGGCUGUGUGUGUUUGUGUGUGUGUGUGUUUACAACUCUAUAAAACAGAGAUGAUGCUGUAAGCCUAAUGCAUGUCUUUGAAGCAAUAUUAAGAUAAUUGGUAUCAUUGACACUUCAUACCGGCAGCUGCUUCUCAGAUGGAAUAGUAGCAGUAUAAAGGAGGUGAUUCUUUUUUUUUUAUUUAUUAUUAUUGAUUUAAGUGCUGUUCCUUGCAUCUUGGGUUAUUUAUUUAAUGUUUCCAUCUUUUCUGAUUCACUGAUAGUAGUAAAAAAAUGGCACAAUUAAGGCUUUAGUUUAGAGCACUGUAUACAGUGUAUGUUAACGCUUGCACCUUGUUAAAGCACGUACCUUGUGCUGCUGCACUCCUGUGUUCAACUGAACCCUUGCCUUUACUGACCAAUGCAAACCCUUUACUCCGUAUCAAUUAUGCAUUGCUUGUCAGGCAGAUGUAGUCGCUCCAACAAAUACCCUGUAGCAUGUCGUGGCGUGGGCUUAAAGUGGUAUCCAAAGCAAAUCUAAGGCUUCGUGAAGAGCCAAGAUACAAGGAAUGUUAUCAAGGAUUCUCAUCAGCUACUGCGUUGGGAAGCAGGAACUCAUUUGCCAUGGGAGGUGUGUGGCCAGUACUUCCCAUAUUACAGGGAUACGGCCUGGAGGUAUUGAUUGUGCUACUUUAUUAUGCAAUUAAAAAAAGAAUUGAUUCCUAAGGCAUUUAAACUAUUGUGAUGGUUGUUGUUAACCUAAAGGCUUGCAAGCUUUUAUAAGAUGGUACAGUCAUUUUUAUAUUGUUAUGGACUUAAUGUAUGAAAUGCACAUUCAUUGCGGAUACAAAAUUGGUGUGUAGCCAAUCUUUUUGUAUUGUACUCCCAAAGAGAAUAAAUAUGCAAUGCAUACA
Messenger RNA from Sardina pilchardus (European sardine), 6603 nucleotides. RefSeq names its product spectrin repeat containing, nuclear envelope family member 3 (gene syne3). The transcript is spliced from 18 exons. Gene Ontology annotation, biological process: nuclear migration. Bases 175 to 3690 code for a protein of 1171 amino acids. Lineage: Eukaryota; Metazoa; Chordata; Actinopteri; Clupeiformes; Clupeidae. Gene Ontology annotation, cellular component: cytoplasm; meiotic nuclear membrane microtubule tethering complex; nuclear outer membrane. Gene Ontology annotation, molecular function: actin filament binding. The record is from RefSeq and is a predicted model, not a curated record.